Molecule: messenger RNA, 1133 nt
Organism: Pararge aegeria (speckled wood butterfly)
Lineage: Eukaryota; Metazoa; Arthropoda; Insecta; Lepidoptera; Nymphalidae
Product: putative inositol monophosphatase 3
Exons: 3
Coding region: 48-1070 (340 amino acids)
Cellular component (GO): endomembrane system
Molecular function (GO): 3'-nucleotidase activity
Source: RefSeq, a predicted model, not a curated record
AUGAAAACAAUUUUCCUCCUUAAUCAAAAUAUUGAAAAUAUUUCAUAAUGAAUUUUGGUGGCACUUUAAGGUUGAACAAAUUCGCUUGUUUCACGCUAAUAUUCAUUGUGUUCCUCAUAAUUUAUUGGCGGUCGGGAAGCUCAGAGUAUCCCACCGACAAAACUGAUUUGGUAAACAUAAAAUCAUUGUUAAAAGCCGCUAUUUUCGCCGCGGAGCGAGGUGGGGUGAAGGUAGCUGAGGGUAAAAACCAUGAUUUGAACGUGAAGAGUAAAGGCAAGACGCUCGAAGGGGCAAACGAUCCAGUUACUGACGCCGACUAUUCUUCACACUGCGCUAUGUAUUAUAGCCUCCAAAACACGUUUCCCAAGUUAAAUAUAAUUUCGGAAGAGCAUUCGAAGGACGACGCGAGUUGUCAGAAUCAGGAGAAGAUAGACAUCGACUCGACACCAUCAGAGCAUGUGAUAAUCGACCAAAUGAAUGAUGAACAUGUUUUUAUUAAAGAUGUGACAAUUUGGAUAGAUCCAUUGGACGCUACACAGGAAUACACAGAGGGUCUAUACAAGUAUGUAACAACAAUGGUGUGCGUGGCCAUCAACGGAGUGCCAAUAGUUGGGGUAGUACACUAUCCAUUCGCAACUCGCACCUAUUGGGGCUGGGAGACGAAACGAACUUCCACCAACAUUCCCAAUGUACAACAUAUACCAGAAAACAAAGAGCACCCGAAGGUAGUUGUGUCCCGCUCUCACCCAGGGAAAGUCUCGGACAUAGCGAAAGCAGCUUUCGGUCCCAAAACAACAGUAUCGCCCGCAGCUGGUGCGGGAGACAAAGUCAUGAGUGUGGUAAACGGGGAGUUUGAUGUGUAUCUGCACGCAACGGCGAUAAAGAAAUGGGACUUAUGUGCUGGUAACGCGAUAAUUAAAGCUGUCAACGGUAAAAUGACAACGACAAACGGUAAACCAAUUGAUUAUUCAUCGAACAGUGCGGUCAAAGUUACAGAUGGUAUUAUUGUGACGAGGUACGAUCAUGAGUAUUAUUUGAGUAAACUGCAGAAGGUAACAGCUAAGUCUUAAAAAUAUACAACGUGUAACGGAAUUAUGAAAUACUGUUGAAGGAUGCGUAAGUAUAUUUCAUAA